AUGCGUCCUUUCUUUUCUUACUUGAUACCCCUUUCAAUUCUAUUUUGGAAUCUUGCUAUUGUUUCUGCUUCCGACUAUUACGAACAACUAACUCUUAAGCCGCUGCCGCAAUCCACCCUUCUCUCUAGUUUCAACUUCAGAUCCAAUACCACCUUGUCGCAGUUCGAAGCGCACAACUUUCGGUACUUCCCUCGCUCUUUAGGCCAAAUACUACAACAUGUCGGAACAAGAGAACUGCAUCUAAGAUUUAGCUUGGGAAGAUGGGACGCGGAGAGCUGGGGAGCGAGGCCAUGGGAUGGUACUAAGGAAGGUGGGACAGGUGUUGAGCUAUGGGCUUGGAUAGAAGCAGAAACUGACGAAGAGGCGAGCCAGAAAUGGCUGUCUCUCACGAACGCAUUGUCCGGCCUCUUCUGCGCCUCUCUAAACUUCAUCGACGAAACUAGGACAACUCGACCUGUCAUGUCCUUCCAACCCGAAGGAGACCAUUCAUCUUCCACUCUUGAAAACAUGCAACUACUACAUGGUGUAUUGCCGAGAGAAGUGGUUUGUACCGAAAACCUAACCCCCUUUCUGAAGCUACUUCCGUGCAAGGGGAAGGCCGGAAUCUCUAGUCUACUGGAUGGGCAUAAACUCUUCGACGCAUCCUGGCAAAGCAUGGCAAUCGAUAUCCGACCUAUAUGCCCAGAUGGGGAAGAAUGUGUACUGCAGAUCGAGCAGACUAUCGACAUGGUCUUAGACAUCGAAAGAUCUAAGCGGCCUAGGGGCAACCCUAUUCCCAGGCCACCGCCAGGCCACGAUCUCAAGUGCAAUUCCUCGAAGCCAUACCAUUCUGGUGACACGUGCUUCCCGACUGAUUAUGCAGAGGGUCAAGAAUGGGCAGUUGACCAAGUCUUUGGCAAGCCAAUUAAGGGGGCCUGUCCAUUAACCGACCCGACUAUCCCCCCUGUUUGCAUCCAAGCUCCUCUCAGCAGAGAUGUUUAUAUUACUGAGGGUGCAACUGAGAUUAAGAAUCCACAGGGACCUUCUCGAUGUUACCAAAUUCCAUCAGAUGCUGAUUUCUCCAUGAUUCUUCCACACGUACAGAAAGAAAUCGAGCACAGGGUUAAGGAGAUUGUUGAGCCGGAAACUCCCCUUUUAUAUGCGGAGCGUAGCUUUACAGGGCAUGGAUAUGAACGUGGCGGAGUCAGGACUAUCCUUACCAACCCAAGUCCUGAUACAGAAGUUGAAUUUUUCUAUAUGGAGACUUUACCAUGGUUCAUGCGGAUAUACCUUCAUACCCUAAAGACUCAGAUUGACGGAGUCGCAAGUGGUAAGAAGGAUAUCAUUGAAGAGAUUUAUUACCGUCCAGCUCUUGACCGUGUCCGGGGAACCCAACUUGAACUGAGGAUGCGCAUUCCACCCGCUAGUACAGUGUUUCUUACUUACGAUUUCGAAAAGUCUAUUUUGAGGUAUACCGAGUAUCCUCCAGACGCAAACCGCGGCUUCGAUGUGGCCGCAGCUAUUAUAACCAUACUACCUUCCGAGUCUCACAACGCCUCACAGGCCAGGCAAAAGAUGUCGAAUCUUCGAACGACGACGCUGCUGCUCAGUCUGCCGACGCCGGACUUUAGCAUGCCGUAUAAUGUAAUCAUCUUCACGAGCACGGCUAUCGCCUUGGCUUUUGGGGGCAUGUACAAUAUUUUGAUACGAAGAUUCGUCGGCGCAGACGAGAGCGCCGAUGCCAGUGUAAGCGGUUUAAAGGGUAGGAUUAUGGCUGCUGUUGCUAAGUUAGCACAAAAGUUUAAGGAGGCCAAGGGGAAGAAGGUAGAUUAG
Messenger RNA from Hypoxylon fragiforme, 1812 nucleotides. RefSeq names its product Gpi16 subunit, GPI transamidase component. Gene Ontology annotation, cellular component: GPI-anchor transamidase complex. The record is from RefSeq and is a predicted model, not a curated record. Gene Ontology annotation, biological process: attachment of GPI anchor to protein. The coding region runs from base 1 to 1812 and encodes 603 amino acids. Lineage: Eukaryota; Fungi; Ascomycota; Sordariomycetes; Xylariales; Hypoxylaceae. The transcript is spliced from 3 exons.